Messenger RNA from Porites evermanni, 9696 nucleotides. Lineage: Eukaryota; Metazoa; Cnidaria; Anthozoa; Scleractinia; Poritidae. The record is from the annotation of a GenBank genome assembly.
AUGGCGGAUGAUGUUUUGGCAGAGAAAAUGUUCAAUUAUAUCUGCGGUAGCGGCGGUUUUGUACAAUUAUCUGUUCUUUUAAAGCAGUCCUCGCCCUUGGGAAGUAGGAAAUCAGAGUUUGAACCGAAAACCUGGCUGUUGAGUCAAGCUGAUAAGCGUUUAGUGGUCCUGAAAGAUUUCAAUGGCGAGAUAGCAGGUGUGCGAAUUGAUUUAAGAAGAAAAAUAUGUCGACAAUAUCACGACAAAGGUUCUUGUCGAAGAGCUCAGGGGAAGUGUAAGUUCUGGCAUAUUUGUAAAGGAUUCAUCGAAGAAAAUUGCGAUGGCAAAUGCAACCGCUCGCACAACUUUUUUGACCCAGAAAACAACGAGAAAACAAAAGAAUUGGGGCUGGCUAAAUAUCAGAACGGGACUUUAAAACAUAUUGUUGCGUGGAGCCUGCCACAGGUUUGUGAGCUGUAUACAAGAGGUAUAUGUACGUCGGAUUCAUGCUUAUACCUUCAUCUUUGUUCUCAAGCUGUCCGAAGUUCAGCGUGUUCUUGUUCCGCUUUGUCACACAACCUCACGGAUUCUCACAACAUGAAGAUUCUCAAACAGUAUGAUCUGGUGCCUCAUCAGUCGAUGUCAACAGAUUUUGUUCGGUGCAAUAUCUUGGUUCCGAAGGAACAGCGUGUUCUUCACAAAGCUCAUGAUUUUUUACCCAGUGUUUGCAACGCCGGUGAAAAUUCCUCUAAGGAAGCGAUGGGAGUCAUACAAGGUACUAAAAAACAAUCGCCGGAAGUGUCUGCACCAUCCAGACUCGAAACUACAACAUCUCCGUUCAAUACGAAACAAAGCUCUUACGAUAAUAUUAAAGAAUCCGAUGCUGCAUGCAGUUUUCAAGAUCGAGCUGAAUUUGAGAAGAAGAAUUGCCCGUCAAAUCUUUUGCAAGAGAAGACAAACAAGUCGGGAGCACCAAUCUGUAAGCAAACCGAUCGUAUUAACAAUUUAACGAGUAAUGCAGUAUCACCUUCUGAGAGUAUGCUUGAGUUUUCAAAUAUUCAAACUGGAGACGAUUCUGAUACCUCCUUUGAUGAAAACAAGCCUGCAAAUAGAAACACCACAGCCGUUGGAUGUAAAUAUGAUAAGAAAAAUUCGGUUGAUGCCAUGAAAGUUGUUGGUUUAAAACAGAAUCCUAUAAACAUGAUGAAAAACGAAUUGGAUGGAAAUGAUUCGAUGAAAUGGGAGCAAGGAUCUUUGAUUGACAGUUCAAGAAAGGAUCCAAAUAUUGACCGAUCGCAAAAGAAGAAAAGCAGAAAUUCUGUGACUAAAGAGCAACAAACCAAGGCAAAGACUCAAGAGGUGGGAAAAAAUGCAGCCUGUAUGAAGGCGUUGAGUACACAACAACCGAAAAGUUUGGAUGUGUCACGUGACACAAAAGACAGUCAACGCCAACAUGAAUCCAACAGAGCCUCGGAAAGUGCCAAUAAAGAGCGGUUUGUGGAGGCCUGGUUGACAAGCCGCGAUUUCGUUGUUGAGUCUACUUUCAGUUGCACUGAUUCGCACAGGCUACCAACCUCACAAGAGGUGGAAUCUGGGCGUCAACGAAAGCUGUCUGUUUCCAGUUCUUGCAACUCUGUUCAAGACUCGCGUAAAUUUUCACCCUCCAAAAAGGCUGUUUUCGAUUGCAUUGUGAAAGAAUACAAUGGCACGGUGUCCUUUGAUGUCAUUUCAAAACGACAAGAUUUGUUUCCCAACGGUUGUGGGGACAUUGCCAAGUGGUUUAGAGCAAGAUCAAAAGAAAGCUUUUUAAUCAGAGAAAAGGAAGGAAUCAUUUACGAGGUUAGUGCCUUCUGUCGAAAGGCAAGGUUUUGUUUCAAGGAAAAGUGUUCUCAGAAGGAUUGUCAGUACUUCCAUGUGUGUAGGGAGUACAUCGCUGGCUUCUGCAGGCGUGGUAUUGAAUGCCAAAGAAAUCACUGUUUUCAGUACGAUCAAGAUAGAAAGUUAAUUUCCAAACACAAGUUGGAUGGUUUGACAGAAGAACAACUCCGCAACGUGUUUCAGCUUUCUACGCCUCAAGUAUGUCUGGAUUAUAACAAUGGACGUUGCACCAACGGUUUGUCUUGCGCCCAAGUACACAUUUGCAAAGAUUUUAUCAAGAAGAGGUGCGACGAUGAGGAAGACUGUGGUCUUCGACACGAAAGCGCGUUUGCCGAAGCUCACACCACUGAUGUACUUCAGAAAUAUGGCAUGAGAGUCAUUGGAGGCAACUUCAGUUCAGUGCUUCGCACGCUUUUGGUAUGCCAGGAGAACAUUUCCAGUGGUUUGAAAGACCCCAAGGGCAAUAUUACUGCAAAGGGCGUGACCACUAAAGGGAGCAAGGGAGUUCAGCACAUGUCAUCGAAAGUGGGCGUGACUGCAAGUGCCCCUGCUCAGCCAGCUGAGGUUAAAGUCUUCGAAUACCUUUGCAACGAAUACGAUUGUUCUGCUUCUCUUUCCGUGAUUUCCAAACGAACAGAUUUGUUCCCGUCUGAAUUUAAGGAUGUAGAAGCUUGGUUUCGAAACAAGAAAGGGAGUUUUCUCAUUACAGAAGACGAUCACAGAAAGAUAACCCAAGUGGACGCUUUCUCUACAAAAGCACGUUUAUGUCUAAGUUACAACAACUCUCAUAAUGGGGAGUGCACUAGAGGUAACUGUUCCUACUUACACGUCUGUAGAGAGUACAUAACCGAUUCCUGUAGCAACGGAGCAACAUGCCCGCGGAAUCAUCACUUCCAAGACGAGAGAGAAAGAGCUCUAUUGUCGAAGAUUAAGCUUGACAAGUUAACAGAUGAGCAACUUAGGAAGCUCGUUCUUUCAUCUACUCCCCAAAUCUGUGUAGAGUACAACAAUGGUUUAUGUGAUCUUGCUGAGUCGUGUUCUAAAAUACACAUGUGUAGAGAACAUUUGAAAAAGUGUUUUAGAAGGGGAUAUGGCUGUGACUUACUUCAUGAAGAAGCCAUGAACACUGAACACACCCAAGCAAUUCUUGAACGUUUUCAGCUGGGACACCAUAAAUCAGACCUGGUAAAGAAAAUUAUUCUUGUUUGUGAUCAGCGCGAGAAAUCCGCAUGUUCAAAAGAAAAAACUUCAGGUACGUAAUGUAAAAUUUUGUCGUCCCUAUGACAUCUCUAUUUAGGUAUACUGAAUUUUCGUUUUAAUACGCAUUUUCCGUGGUUAUGAAAAAGAGUCGCUUCCUACGUAGGACGCUAAAAACGUAGUAGUCUUCAAGGUCCACAUAAAGGUAGCUUAAUGCUGCGGUUUUCGAUCGAGAAACCCGGGGUACAAUAAGCCUUACUUAUUAAAUUACAUUGUCAGACAGUAAGAUUGAACAUCAUGAUUUUAGGGAAAAGGGAAAAGUUAGCUUUAUAUGACACAAUGAAAGUGUUUAAAAGAGGGAAGCUGCCAAUUAAAGACGGAGAGCUAAGACGGGUGUUAAGAAAUUUCUACCCUGGCCGAAGGUUUAGAAAAGUUGGAUUUUCCGUGACCGUUUUGAUCGUGAACGUUAUAAGACGGAAAACCAGUCUGACAAAAUGUAACAAAAUAGAAAUGAAUGAGUAUCAAUGUAAAUAAAAAGUUGUUAUCAUAUAUAUAAAUACUGCAUGAUAAUGCCUCAAUAGUCAGUGGGACAAAUUUUAGUUAUUACUGAACGAGCCGUCAUUUCUCUCUCUUUUUCACUCAAGGCAUUCUGACAGGACAUAUUCUCGUAAACGAGCCAGAUGCACCCAUUUGCCCAGCGUUUAUUCUUAGCAAUUGUAAGAAUGGUUCUAAGUGUACAGGCCAUCACUGCUUUUUGCCUUACCAUUGGCAAUAUAGCGCGGAUGCAGGUGAAUGGAAGAGUUUUAAUGAGAAAGACAACGAGAAGCUAGAAAAACUGUAUUGUGACGUGACACUUGAGGAAUGUUCUGCUACAGGCAUGCAAAUAUCAUUUGAAAGGUAUGUUAUAGUAAUUGUACACUGAGUAUCUUGUGAAAUUAAUGGAUUUUCUCUCAUUUACAGUUAUAAUAAUAAUGCGAAGUAAGUAGACAUACUUCAGCCCAAAUCUAAUGUAUGAGAAAAGAUUACGGAGUAUGGCCAAAUACAAGGGCUAAAGGCGAAUGAAGCAGAACAUUGGGAUUUUAUCUUAUGAUGCAUCUUUUUAAACAUGAAUUAUAGACCUCAUUCAUAACGGCGGCCUAUUACUGUGAAACUCACAAAACCGUGAACACCAGAAAUAUUUAUGAAAUGUUAUUGUGUUACGAGGAAUUAGCCAAUAAGGCGCGAGAUAAAUAACAUGCAAACAACAACGGUAAUUAGUUUGUGGUUUUGAGGUUUGCUUGCGUAUUCCUGAACUUUACUGUAAUUGGCCAGUACACAAUCAACUUUCCACGGUUUUCGGAGUUUGACAGUAAUAUACUAGAAAUACGUAUCUCGCAAUGAGUUUGACAGUAAUAUAUUAUUGUAUAUGUAUGAUAAUUAGCCAUUCUGGCCUCGUUAGCAUGUGAAAAAUACAAAAGAAUUUUAACUUUCAAACGAGUUCAGAAAGGCUAAUCAUCAUAAAUAUAAAACAAAAUUAGUAAGCCGCCAUUUUGAAUAAGGUCUAUAGCUUGACAUAAUUAUCAUUUUAAUAUUCAUAUUUUAGCAAUGGAUUUUUAUUCCUUGACGAGAUGUAUGAUGUCGAUAUUUUGCUCGAUAAUAAGCUGCUGAUUACACAGAAAGAUUUUGAGAGGUUCACGCAACUACGACGCCUAUCUACGGAGUCUGACGUAAACUCAAGUAACCCUCUAGCUACAGAGUGGAUAUGGUACUGGCAGGACGAAAAUGGACUCUGGAGGAUGUAUGACCAAGACCACACUGUGAGUAAAUAGUGGGAGAAAUCGUGAUAACUCAGUUGUAAGUAGCCUUACAGUCCUUCAAGGAAAGCGGUGCAAGGGGUGAGGGGUUGAUUCUGUUUAAAGGUUCUGGUGAGCCCCUCAAGGUGAUUUAAGCAUUAUGGGAUAUGGAAAGCUGCUCUAGGGGAUCUGUAAACAAUUCAGUUCGUUUGGGGGAAUGAAGAAAGUCGGGAAAUCUCUUGUCGCACGGCAGACAAAAAAGGGAGAAACCUUUUGUACGUCUACGGAAGUUAUUGCGUACUUACUGUACUGAAACUGAGAGGCAAAUGAUUUCUCCAAACCAGUAAGAGAUUUCAAAGAGUUUUAUCGUGGAAAGCCUGAGGUAAUCGAAAUCUUAAAUAUGAUUGACUUAGUCAUAAAAGCGAAUGAAAACACCUGUGAGAGGUUUCAUUUAUAUGGUCACAUGCCCGAUAGGAUGAAAAGUAUGUUGUCAGAGUUUUCCAUGGGUGUGAAAUCUUUACUAUAACAUCGUAUAUGGCUGUCGUCUCAGAGUAAUCGGGCAGAACCCCCGAUUAAGAGUUGGACUUGCUGGAUAUGUGACUUGUAUAUUAGGCCAACCCGACAAUUAUUCCAAGCAAUAUAUGGAGCGCGAGUAAAAUUCUAUAUAGAGCAGUGUAUGGUUCCUUGUCUCCACAACUUACCUUGUUAUUAAUAGGGCAAAGAUCUUCAAGAAUCCUUAGAAAAAGCCUUCUUGAACAAGAAAAACGAUUUCAAGUUUCGGAUUGCAGACCAGGAUUACAUUUUAAGUUUUAACCCAUCAACUGACAUGAGCCAGACAAACGUCAAGUACGGCACGACAAAAAAAGUAAGAAGAAGACCUAGAAAAUUUGUGUCCAAGGAUGACAUUUCCCAACUUAAAAGGUAUUCUGUGAUGUAGAAUUAAUUAAUGGCACGAACUUUAUCCCUUCCGACCGAUAUGAUGGGCCAAUUUCUUUCUGUCGAAGUAAUGAGCAUAAAAUCUCACACCUUCUUAGGGUGGCCAAAAGAAGUGUUUUAGUAAAGCUCUGUUUAUAAGGAUAAAAACUACUGUAGGUACCCAGCAAGGCACUAAUUUAUGUAAAAUAUAACCACGGGUGUGGUCGCUUAUUUAUGAUCAGUCACAAAAAUAUGUCACGUCAGAUGGGCCUUAGCCUCCUGCGUAGCCGCUCGGGCCGAAGUCACGCAAUGCUCCCGUCUCCCUCUUGAUGUGUUGUUUAAUCUGUUGGAAGCUGGUCACUUAUAGGCGAAGUGUGUGUCGUUAAAAUGACUUCAAUGUGAUUUUACCGUUUGGGUCAAUUAUGGAGCCAAUAGCCCCUUUGGGCUAACCUGGUGGUUCUGUUAAGGAAACCUUAUGAUGUUAGCAUUCAAGUGAAACGUCGGGUAAUAAUUCUCAGUUGCUCAGUUACUUACUAUAAAUUCACUGAAUUAUGCUAUAUGGAGCAUUCUUAGGAGAUAAACCUGGAUAACGAUGUGUCACUGCGUUACCAUCUUCUUUUUUAGGUCUCAGAAUGCAGUGAGCAUUCAGCAAGGGAGAAAUGCACGAGCCACCAAUAUGCCAAGUCACUGGUCUUCCAUGCCACCUAAGAGGCAAUAUCAACGUGUUCCGUUAUCACGAUUUUCUGACGAAUUUAAAGAAGUGGAAAAACUCUUCAAAAAGUCCAUCGAACGGAGUGUGUUAAUUGUUGGCAUUGAACGAGUGCAAAACCCUUUCAUGUGGGAAAAGUACCAAAGGUACUACUGAACAAAUGCAUUUAACGUAUACUAAGGUGUUAAAUGUUACGUCACCAAUGAACGUUUGCGUCGCUUAUUACAACCUUAGAGGUGUGAAGACACUCUAAUUGUCCCCAAAACAUGACAAAAGACGAUAUCAAAACAUAAGGAUCACGAGGGCUUUAACUGAGUGCCCCACCGAAUUUCGCGAGGGUUUGCGAGGCACUUUUUUCUAGUAUGGGCUGGUCAUUUGUGAUAAAUAGUGUUUUUCAAUACAGUCUUCAAUACAAAGUGUACUGAUGAGAGAUGGGGGAGGGGGUUGGGCUUAUUUAAAAGGCACGGGCUUACUAGAUUAUUUAUGGUACAUAAUUACCCUCAUAUACUUUAACUGCACCGUUCAUAGUGUUAUCAGAAGCAUAUAACCCCGGAGCGUAUAACUUUGUCGCAAUGCUGGGGUUUCUGUAGGGAACCAAUCAGAAUGUACUUCCUAAUAUGGAAUUACUGAUAAGCGGGGUUGUCGCUCGAGUGCUCUAUAGGAAAACUUGUAUCGCGAUGUAAAUAAUGCGGUGCAAAAAGCAUUUACUGUUUUACGAGGUAAUAUUUGACGAAAAUCGGAAUAAAUGACCAGAACUGAGUUAGUUCCUCCUAACAUGACAAAGUGGACUACCAAUGACACGUACCGUAAGAGACGCGAUUUCUUAAAGUUGUUACUUCAAAAACUGUUUUGCGUGACGAUUAGCGCAAAUAACCUUUAAAAAAUCACUUACUAUCUAUCUAAAAUAACUAGUAACACCUAUUUUCAAAUAAAAUUCACUAGAUGCUGUACUCGAAAGUAACAAUUGUAGAAGUGAUGCGUGUAAUAAGAAGAAUGAAACGCAAGUUAGUAACUGACUUAGAUGCCGGCGAUCAUGUUUUCAACUAAUUUUAUGAAUGAACAAAACAGAAAGCAAUGAACAGGCAAAUUGUUUCUUGAAAAAAUUUUUACUCGAAAACCCAUAAGUUAACACUGACUGGAUCGUGGAUCCGUUGCCACAAAUACAAUCGGUUGAGCAAAUGGCAAAAAUUAGCACUAAAAUUAUCUGUCGCAUUUCCCAAUUUUUCUUGAAAACUCUAUCAAAAAUAUAUAAAACGUCUAUGAAACAUUUAUAAAUACAUAAAUUUCCUUUCCAUAACGUACUUUCCUUGAGCAUAAUGUGUAAAAUAUAAGUUUACCUGAAAAUUCUUUGAAAAGGUUGUUAAGUUGGUCGCAGUUCAGAAAAGGAUCGAAGCGCUCCGCCGUGAAGGAAACAAUUAAGGUCGAAGUCCUCGAAGGUAAAUUUCGCAGGUUAAAACUUUUCUUUGAAAAAAUUCUUUCAAAAAUCAAAAAUUUACACUCAGAAAGAAAAGAUUCCGUCCGACUUCAUCGGCGCCUUGUACAACGCUUCUUCUGUUCUGCAAAGCUUGCCAUAUCAUUUAUUUUUUGUAGUCGCCAUGCCGCUUUUGCUGAAUGAGACCAGAAGUUGCAGAUACCUGCUUUGUUGUGGUAGGUAGGUUUGCAGCUAGUAGCCUGAGGAUGAUCUUUGUCGGUCAAACAGGUUGCAGAUAUAUUUUGCUGAUUUCGGCGAGAGGCUUUGCGAUGUGGUGGAGAAAUGUGCGCAUUCUUGUCUUACUUCGUGACUGGUCGAUGUUUUCAAGCCAUACCGCUUGCUUAUAACUUUGUGGCUCUUCAUGUUUUCCCAGGGUUGCAUUUUAUAUCAGCAUAAUUACUUUAUCUUUUAUCCCACGAAACGAUUUCUUUCGGUCGUAGACAUACAUGUAUAAUAAGCGUUGCAAGCUCAAAAUUUUAACCUUAAAUUCUCUGAUUCCAUAUUUGGGCAAAAUAAUCUUCUAUGCUUCUGAUUGGACGGUUGCGUCGACUAAAAACCCCCAGCAUGGUUCUAAACAGAUAAGGAGAAGUUAGACGCUUCGGGGUUAUAUGCUUCUGGUCUUGUUAACUCGGGUUGCUCUAGGCUCUUUCUUACUUCCACUCGUUUCUUACAGUAAGCUCCUUUCCAUCCCAGCCUCUCUUUCCCUUCUCAAGGACACUUGAGGGGCCGAGGGAUUGGAUUUGAGGAGGAGAUAGCCACAAAUUAGGUUGAAAUUUAUGACAUCGGUGCGUGUAUUUUCGUUAUUGAAAAACCCAGAUGCGCGCGCGAUCUUCAGGUGUUAAUCCUCUUCUACAGUCAUUUAUUAUCAUUUAUAUUAUAAGCAUGAUUCAAUAUUAAAGCGAAUAAUAGGAUUUCAAGGCCAAAAAUAAAAGUUGACUUUGAUUAUUAACUGUAUUUUAUUCAGGAAAAAGGAAAACAUGGCAGCAGCGAGGAUUGGCUCUACCAAGGGACGGUUUGUUAACGAGAGGCAAUUGUUUCAUGGAACUAACCCUGAAAUUGUAGAAGCUAUCUGUAAACAGAACUUUGACUGGCGUCUUCAUGGGAAAAACGCAACUGUUUACGGUGAAGGAAGCUAUUUUGCAUUAAACUCCUCGUACAGCGAUAGUUACGCUAAGGAAGAUACCAAAGGGUCUAAGUUCAUGUUCGUGGCCAAGGUCCUCGUUGGGUCUUACACAAAGGGCCAGUCUAGUUAUCGAAGGCCACCGUCAAAGGAGCCCUCGAACCCCGCAAGUGAUCUGUACGAUUCCUGUGUUGAUGACAGGUCAUUUCCAACCAUUUUCGUCGUUUUCGAUACUGAUCAGUUCUACCCGGAAUACAUAAUCGAGUACUCCACACCUCGACGCUCACCGGCAGCAAUGGGAUUAGCAGCUAGAGCGCAUUACAACGCUGGCAGCCCAUCCACCAGUUAUCAGUCGACCACAAGCUCGAGUGUGCGUUCGCGCGUUCAAGCGCCUUAUUCAGGUGUAACCAGUGGUAUAGGCGGUUACACUUCCACAUCCAGCACAACGUAUAAUUCUUCAUCUGCAAAUUAUUAUCAUUCACCCAUAGCAGGAAUGAGCCCAUAUACCAGUGCCUCAAGCCAAUAUCAGUCUCCUCCAAUGGCGUCAACAACUACUUCACACGCGUACUCUGGCGCGUCACGCAAUCAUUCGGUUUCACCUUCUUCAUCUCGGUCAUCCAGUUCUUCUAACAAUAACAAAUGUUUAGUCAUGUGA